Messenger RNA from Rhodofomes roseus, 931 nucleotides. RefSeq lists its product as uncharacterized. The coding region runs from base 64 to 612 and encodes 182 amino acids. NCBI's taxonomy places the organism in Eukaryota, Fungi, Basidiomycota, Agaricomycetes, Polyporales, Fomitopsidaceae. The record is from RefSeq and is a predicted model, not a curated record. The transcript is spliced from 5 exons. Gene Ontology annotation, biological process: DNA protection. Gene Ontology annotation, molecular function: 8-oxo-7,8-dihydroguanosine triphosphate pyrophosphatase activity.
AUACCACCUGGACUGCAACAUGAUGGCCUGGAAGCGCUUUCUUUGCUGUGCCAGUCGGGUACCAUGGAUUGGUUGCCAUUUGCUAAAGCGAAGCUGUACACGAAUGCAUUCGUGAGGCAAGACGGUAAGCUGCUCCUUGGCUACAAGAAGAGACGUUUUGGAAAGGGAUUGUACAAUGGCUUCGGAGGCAAGGUUGACAAGGGUGAAACGCCCGCCGAGGCAGCAGCGCGGGAGCUCGAGGGACGUCUCUCGGGAAUAACAGCUCAGCUAGAACACAGGGCCACGUUGCUGUUCAUGAGCCCCGAGAUCACCGAGGCUGCUCAUAUCGAAGUCUACUACGCUGAGAAGUUCGAAGGCACGGUUACUGAGUCAGAAGAGAUGCGACCGGAAUGGUUCGCCAUCCCGGACACGGAAGCCCGACAUAAAGACGUCAUCCAGAACCCCAAACAAGUAGACGAUGCGUCUGGGCUGCGCUUCAUCCCGUACGACAAAAUGUGGGAGGAUGACGCGCUAUGGUUGCCCGCGUUUCUAUCAGGUCAUCGCUUCAUCGGUCGCGCAGAUGUUGGUACAGACGGUCAUCUGCAGAAGUCGUGGUUCGCGUUGAAGUCGUGAUAUCAUGUUCUCCGCCUACCUCGUCACUGUGUUCGCCCGAGAGUUCUCUCGCUGCUUUCUACUCAUCAUCGUUGACACAUCAAUACCAAGAUCCAUAGACUCAAUACCAUGCCCCAACGCUAGCCAAUGCUUCCUCCAACGUCCCCAAAGCCGCCUUCUAGCUCUUGUCCGUCAACCCAGCUCGCCUCUACCAUGAUGCCGCCGGCAUGCAUUGGCCAGUGCGCGGACCACGGGCGGGGUGAGUGAUAGGCAUCGCUCGAAUACUAUCGCGUGGACUGUGUACUUGUAGGAGAGUGGUGAAGUGAGCGAACAUUUUCGC